Messenger RNA from Adineta ricciae, 1509 nucleotides. Lineage: Eukaryota; Metazoa; Rotifera; Eurotatoria; Adinetida; Adinetidae. The record is from the annotation of a GenBank genome assembly.
AUGGUGUACACAAAAGAUAAAUUAAAGAUUAAAAUUCUCGAAAAUAAUCAUGAGGUACUUCCAAUAUUAAUUCAUGAUUUCGGAGAAAAUAUAAAACCUGAUGAAAUUGCACUAGUUCGUUUUGAUACCUAUGCUGACUUACUCGUUCCCAAGGAUGUCAAAGCAGACGAAAUCGAAACAUUAGACCAUAUUGUCAACUCAAUUCAAAAUCAAUGUUGGAUCCUUCCGGCUGUUUAUCGAGGUUAUCUGAAGAAGAUCUUUUGGUUUAAACCACCAUGGGCUCAUCAAUUUCAAGAUGGAUUCUAUCAAUUAAACGUAGGCAAAUGUCAACAAACAGGUACCUUAAAAAUUGCAUCGACUAUCCCAUAUUUUACUUCCAAUUGUGUGUAUUCAUCCAUCGACAAACUUUCCAAUGUACAUUCAGUUGAUAUUUACGUAUCGACAAGUGGUUUAGCAAAGAACUAUUCAACAACUAUUGAGAAGAGUCGCGCGCCGAUCUAUGAUAACGAUAGUGGAAGUGAAAGUUUAGAUAGUGAUAAUCGCAAGAAAGCGAAAUUAGCCAAUAAUGACAGCAACCAUAAAGAUUCUCAAUCGUCAACGAAACGAGUGCGUUCACUUGAUGCUACACUAAUGAAUGAAUUGUUAGAAAACAAACAAUUUCUCAUUGAUAUUGACCUCUCGUUCUUUUCCACCGACGAUCCAGUACGUAAACAAUUUGACGAAAACGAAUAUGAGAUUCUCCGUUACGUUUACACACGAAUUGUACAAGAACAAACAGAUGCAGAAAUCGUACAGUAUAUUACAGCACGUGAAAAUGCUCUCGAACAAAUACGUACAUUAAUGGACGAAUAUUUAACUGAUCCAAAACUUGACCAAGCAAUCACUAUUGAUAAUAUCUACCUCUCAGCACUGAUUUCUGUAAUUCGAAUGAAGAAACUUGACUGGAAAGUAGUUCAUAAUUAUGCAAUGCAUCUGGCAGAUACAAGACCACCAUUGCAUGUCUCUUCAGAAGGAAUGAUAAUUUAUUUGACUGAGGCGAUGACAAAAGUGUUGGAAUCGAUCAAGAAAACGCCGAGUUUGAUUACCAUUUCAAGAUGUGUUGAUGACGGGUUUUGUUCGGAAGAGCAAGCUGAUUUGAUUCAAUUGCAUGUGGAGAAAAAACUCCGAAGUAUUUAUAAAAUUGAUGAAGUUCUCGGUAAAAGUUCAUCUAACUCUCUACCGAAUGAAGACGUUAAUGAAGGAGAAGAUAAUUCAGGUCAGAAACAUUCGGUUGUUCAUCAGGAUUCUCCCGCAAACAAUGACACGUCAGAGAAUCAAGCAGUGUCAAUGGAUCUAUCAAUGACGAGCAAGACUGCAGGUUCGAAAUCUGAAACGAAUGUUGAUACAUCAUCGGCAUUGAAUUUAUCGAAUCAAAUCUCAUCUGCAUCACCACGUUCGAAUUUGUCACCAGGUGAAAUCAAGCCAGUCUCACCAUCGUCACUCUCCGAAGAGUCUCCUAUAUCAAAUUAA